AUGUACAGCUGCGUACAGCUGCCACCACCUUUCGUAACUAUUAAACCUACUCUGGACCUAACAGUAGAAGCUAUAAAGCUCGGUUACAGACACUUCGACACAGCAGCACAAUAUGGGUCCGAGUGUGCUCUCGGAGAAGCCAUUGCCCAAGCGCUUCAACUUGGUCUCAUCAGCUCCAGAAAGGACCUUUUCAUCACUUCCAAGCUCUGGUGCUCCGAUAAUCAUCCCCAUCUCGUUCUUCCUGCACUACAAAAGUCACUUCAGUCUCUUAAAUUAGAUUAUUUGGACCUUUAUUUAAUCCAUUGGCCUUUGAGUGCGAAGAAGUGGGAUAUCCCUUAUUCUGAAGAGUGCCUUGUGCCCUUUGACUUAAAGGGUGUGUGGGCAGCAAUGGAAGAGUGUCACAAACUGGGCCUUACGAAAUCAAUUGGAGUCAGCAACUUCUCCCCCAAGAAGCUAGAAAAUCUACUCUCUUUUGCUACAAUUCCUCCUUCGGUCAAUCAAGUGGAGAUGAAUAUUGCCUGGCAGCAAAAGAAUCUUAGAGAAUACUGCAAGGCAAAGGGUAUAACGGUAACUGCCUACUCUCCUUUGGGAGCCAAAGGGACCAAAUGGGAUAUCAAUCGAGUUUUGGACCAUGAAUUGACCAAACAGAUUGCACAGGCUCAUGGCAAAACUGCUGCUCAGGUAUGUCUUAGAUGGUUAUUUGAACAAGGUGUGACUUUCAUACCGAAGAGCUACAAUAAAGAUAGAUUAAAGCAAAAUAUAGAGAUAUUUGACUGGUCACUCACAAAAGAUGACCAUGAAAAGAUUAAUCAAGUCAAACAGGACCGUAUGUUCAAGAACGGACCCGCAGCAUUCCCACUUCCUGACCUAUUCGAUGGGGAAACUUAGUAGUACAAUAUCAGCUUCAAUAUUUCAUUUUCCUUGAGAUUUAGUUUUCCAGUGAUAGUGACAAAAAGGAUGAACAACAAACUAUCUUUAUAAUGCCCUGAAAGAAAUUCAAGACUGAAGUCACUGGUUUCACUUUUUGUGGAAAGUUAUUGUUUACAGCACUGUUAUGCUUUUCUUUCAUGUAACGUGCUAGACUGUUUUAUUAGUUGUAAUGUAAUUGUAAUUCCAACAAUAGGCAUCCAGUAUAAGCUAGACCGUUUAUAGUUUAAUCAGUUUUACUGCAUGUUCUUGUAAUUC
Cajanus cajan (pigeon pea) is the source of this 1185-nucleotide messenger RNA. Lineage: Eukaryota; Viridiplantae; Streptophyta; Magnoliopsida; Fabales; Fabaceae. The record is from RefSeq and is a predicted model, not a curated record.